Closterium sp. Yama58-4 is the source of this 4542-nucleotide messenger RNA. The record is from the annotation of a GenBank genome assembly. Lineage: Eukaryota; Viridiplantae; Streptophyta; Zygnematophyceae; Desmidiales; Closteriaceae.
AUGGCAUCAACAGCCGUCACCAGCACAGCGGGUUACAUCCUCGGCAUUGGCGACCGCCAUCUAGACAACAUUUUGUGGGACCUCUCCUCGCCCUACCUCGCCGGUUCAGUGGUGCACAUAGAUUUCACGGUGGCGUUUGACAGAGGAAGACUCCUCAAGGUGCCGGAGCUCGUGCCCUUCCGCCUCACCACCACGCUCAGAGGCGCCAUGGGGCUGCCCGGCGCUCUCUCCCCAUCCGGGCCGUUUGCCGGUGCGGCUGUCGCCGCGUUUGAGGCCAUGCGGGGCGGGCUGAUGGGUGGAGGAGAGUGGGGCGGGAUUGGAGGCGAGUGGAAAGGGAUUGCUGCUGGUGGUGGUGGUGGUGGUGGUGGCAGAAACAAGGCGUGGAAGAGGAGAGCAUGUGGGGGUGGUAUCUGGGACGGGGCGCUACUGCCGUGGGAGGCGGAGGUGGUGACAGGCGCUGCUGCACUGGGCGAGCACAGGGGGGGGUCUAUCUGGGGAGGGUGGUCUCAGAAUAGAGUUGGCAGUGCUACGCAUCCAGUCAAGGGAGUCAAGGGAGUCAAGGAGGGUGCUUUGGAGGCCAUGCUUGGCGCUGCCAUGACACUACAUGCCUUGACCCACUCCUCCUCCUCCCCCUCCACCAGUCCCUACCUCCUGACAUUGGCUCUCAGCCUAUCUGAUGCCGCCAAGUCAGCUGCUGCUUCUGUUCAGCAUUCCUUUGCGUGCUCUCACAUCUCGGCUCACUUCAUGUACUAUGCAUUUUCGUUUAACUUGUCCAACCCCAUUGUGCCACAUCAGCACCUUAUCGAGACGUCCGAAUCCAAGAACCAGGCUCACUCCGACCUUGUGGCGGCACAGGAAGGCUCCAAGAAGCUUCUUACCGAAGAGGAAGCUUCCAGGCAAGCGCUGCGAGCAGCCAUGGAGGCCCUCUCUCGCGUCGGCGAUCAGCAUCGGGGGAAGGCUCGGCGUGCCGAAGCUAAGGCCGCAGCAGCCAUUGAUGCCGUGGGUGAGGCUCGGCGGUGGCUGGACGACAAGCGGGCGGCACUUGCUGAGCUGGCGCCGUCAUUGCCUCCAGCUGUCGCUGUCUCUGGUGUUUCCACGCCUAGUCAGAUUGGUGGGAGUGGGAGUGGGAGUGGGAGCGUUCGUUCUGCUGGAUGGUUGAUGGGAGAAGAUGUGAAGCGAGGGGAGAGCGGGGGAGGUGACAACCAGGGAAGGCUGUACGCGUUGGUGACGGCUGUUGGCCUGGCAGCAGCAGCAACAGCUGCUGGUGCUCCAGGCGCUGCUGGUGGUGCUGCUGCUGCUGACAGUGAUGCUUCCAAAAGAGAGGACUGGCAGACAGAGGGAGCAAGUGUUGGGCCAGGAAUGGAAGGACUGGACAGCGAGCCGGCAGCGGGAUCAGGCGAGGCGGCAGUGAAUACAGAGGGAGCGCAGGUGGGAGCACAGAAGGAGGGAGAGGAAGAAGGGGUGCUGCGAGAGGAAGUGGCACGAGUGGAGGGCAGGAUUUUGUUCGGCUCUGCACUGGCGUCUCUGCUGACUCAGCUGACGGCUGACGGUGUGAGUGUGGCGCAGGGCAGUGGGCGUGCUGAGCUGGCGGAGGAGUGUGCUGGCGAGCAGCACGUGGCACUGCCAGAGUGCCAGCAGCUGCCUUCCCUGCACGUGGCGUCCCAGCAGCAGCAGGAGCCAACGCAGCAAGAAUCAAUGCUUCCUUGUCCCGCUGCCCUUACUGCCGCUCCCUCCCUGCCAUUCUCCCCACCCUCCUUGUCACCCCGCCCUCUAUCAAUCCCCUCUCCUUCGUCCCCUGUGCCCUCGCAUCCCACCACCCCUCCUGCCCGCUUGCCUGCACGCCCGUCACUCUCUCAAGACACUGCUCCUGAUGCUGACUCGAUGGCUCUCUCCCAUGCAUUUGAGUCGACUCAAAAGCAGUCCCAUGCAGCUGCUGCAAGCAGUGAUGGAAUCAGUGCAGUUGCGCCUCCUGACAGCACUGCCAACACUGCCAGCACUGCCAGCACUGCUUCAGGCACAAUUGGCAUGGAAUCCGCAUCAUUUUGUCUUAGCCACCCAGCAGCGCCGUGCACUCGCGCUGCUGCUGGCAGCGGUGCGAGCAAUGCAGCUGCCGCUGCUGCCACCAUUAGCCGGUCAGCAGGCACAGGUGGUGGUGCUGCAGAGUCCUCAACCACUCCUGAGGGAUCGGAGCACCUCGUCCCCCCUCUCAUACCUCUCCCUGCUUUCAGAGAAUCCUUGCAAGCAGCGCUUGAUGCACUUCACGCUGCUCGCUCCCUCUCUACCCGCCACCUCCCACAUCUGUUGCCGAGCCUCGUUCCAAGCCUCAUUCCGAGCCUGCUUCCGAGCCGAGAUCCAGGCAUGUCGGGUGACGCUUCGUCACUAGGCAAGCAGGCGGUUUCGUCACCUUCUGUGGCGCAGUUCCUGGAAGCUUCUGACAGGAUUGAGCGCCUGGUGCAGGGAGGGGGGAAGCUGGCCGCAAGUGACAGUAGAGGUGAUGAUAGUAGAGGGGGGGAGGAAAGCAGCAGUGGUGCUGUUGGCGGUGAUAGUAGAGGGGGGGAGGGAAGCAGCGUUGGCAGUGCGGGUGGUGACAUGGCAGGCGAUGACUCAUGGCUGCUGGCCCACUCUGCCUUCCUCUCUCUCCUUCCACCCUCUGCUGUCUCUGCUGCUCUUGCUGCCCCACCCAUUUCCACUGCUGUAGCUGACUCUAAGGAUGUAGCAGAGACAGUUUUGCCCUCCUCUCUUCUCCGUUUACCACCAUCGGUUUGUCUGUUUGUGGUGCGGGUGCAACUGGUGGCGGCAGUGCUGCGAGCGUGUCUAGCUGAUGGGGGAGCAGCAAACGCAGGGCGUGCUGAGGAGGGGAGGCAGGAAAUUGGUGAGAAAAGUAUCGCUGGCACAGAGGCAGAAGGGAGGGGUGAGGACUUGGAGGGGCAGGAGGGAAGCCAAAGUAGGGAAGCAGAUCUUUCGAGGAAGAUCCACGUGGCGAUCCGUGGUUGGCUGAGGGCAUACACUGCAGGGUGUCUAGGGCCGCUAGUGGAGGGCCUAGUGUGUCAGUUCGUGCACCCAGCCAAUCUGGCUGCUGUGCUCCAUGCUCAUUCUGCCACCAACAUUGGUGCCAGUGGCUCCGAGAACGCUGCUUCUGCCGCUUCUGUGGGUAGUUCUGCUUGUGCUGCUGCUGCUGCUGCUGCUGGUGUUGCUGCUGCUGGUGCUGUGGUGGGUGUUGACAGACAAGUGCUGCAGCUCUCGUCCCUCAUUGGCCAUUUCUGCCAGGCUGAGGUCAGCAAGCGUGCUGCUGACGCCAGCAAGCAGCACACAGCUGACGAGACUCCUCCUGGGCCAUCCCCGCGCAUGCACGCUGCACACGUGGCAGCCCUUGCUGCUGCACGUGCUGAGCUGGCAGGCUUUGAUUGGCUGCACGAGCCUCAGCUGCCAGCUGGCUGUGUGACACCUGUCCCUGUUGUUGCCACCCUGGGGGUAAGCUCUAGCAACCUUGAUGCUGCUGCUGGUGUUGUUGCUGUUCACCAAGCCUCACCUGUCCCCGCUGGUGCUGAUGUUUCUGGUGCUGCUGGCGGGCGGCCGGCUGCAGCAGUAUAUGGGCCGCUGCUGAUGGACGUGGACAGGGCAGUUGCUGACGUGGCAGCCUCGUCAGUCCAUCUGCAGGCGGCACAGCAGGCAGAGAGGGCGGCUCGAGCGGCUCAGGUGGAAACAACAGAGGCGCGGCAAGCGGCUCAGAAGCUGGUCGACAGGCUGUCAGACACUCUGCAGCAGCAGUCAGCCAAUCACAGUGCGGCCCUGUCCCAAGCGCACCAAGCAGCAGCUGGCCUCUCAUUGGCUGCUGCCAGCCUCGCCCCCUUCCUCUCCCACUCCAUCGUGCCACUCAUUCGCCAGGUAUCGGACGCGGCAUCUGCAGUGCAGGGCUCAACCAUUGCUGCUAUAGUAACGCCGGAUAUUGUCACAUGUGCCGAGCGAGUGCACUCAGAAUGCCGCAGUUUCGUUGACCUGCUCGAAUCAGUCCAAGGAGCAACAUCUCCUCUUCCUUCCUCGCACCCCCACCACCUCUCCGCUCUCCUCAACCUCUCCACCUCCCUGCACCAGCAAUGCUCCUCCCUCCUCCCAUCCGUCUCUCAUCUCGCACGCACCACCCUCUCCGCACUCCACACCCUCCGCCUCUCCAAGCACCGCCAGCUGGCAGCCCCGUCAGCGUCGCCAGCAGUGCGAGAGUCUGAGCUGGCGGCAGAAGCGCCGCCAGCAGGGCGGGUGUCGGUGGAAGCUUUGGAUAGCGCUGUGCUGGCGGUGUGCAGGCGCGAGGCAAAGGCGAGGCAGCAUGCGGAGCAGGUCAUAUGGCACCUGCAGCAGAAGCUCAACAAGCAGGACCCCCUCCUGCUCGCUGCUGCCACUGCAAGCAACAGUACCUCCACAUUGCACAAGCCUGCAACUUUUCAGAAGAUGCUUUCAACCAAGAAGGUGGUGAGGCAGUUGCUGGUGGAGGCAUGUAGCCCGGACAACCUGUGCGAGAUGUACGAGGGCUGGAUGCCCUGGAUCUGA